This is a messenger RNA of Neurospora crassa OR74A, 1245 nucleotides long. RefSeq lists its product as hypothetical. The transcript has a single exon. The record is from RefSeq and is a predicted model, not a curated record. Bases 109 to 1098 code for a protein of 329 amino acids. NCBI's taxonomy places the organism in Eukaryota, Fungi, Ascomycota, Sordariomycetes, Sordariales, Sordariaceae.
CCUGGCUUCAACAUUUUGUGCACAACCUACGAACAAGCCUUCUCAACAAAAAUCAAACCUACAAUCACUGCCUAGAGUCAUUCAUCCUCUCUCCCCCUCAUCGGUACAAUGGAACAUGGGUGGAAUCACAUCUCGCUCUUCAUCUCCUCCCUCAUCCUCACCAACGCAGCCUCGGUCCACAGCGCCAACACCCGUCGCCAACUAGUAGCCGCCAUCGAACCCAACACCGUCCUCAUCGAGCACCACGAUCAGGGCCAACUUGCCCCAGCGUUGCCCUUCCUCGAACCAUUUACAGCCACAACAACCACAACAGCUCCAGCAACAACAGCAACAGAAACAAACAAAAUGGAAGCAGUAUACCUUUCCCCCUCCCCCUUCCCCCCGGAAGCAUCCUGCAUGAUGGCCAUCUGGUCUCUCAUAGUCGACAUCCCCACCCCCGGCCCUGCUCUUUCCGCCGCCCUCCACCAAGCCAAAGACACCCUCGCCCCUUCGGCCGUGGCAAGCCCUCAAUGCACCAUCACGCUUCCCGCCACGUUGUCGAGCGAGUACGGGGUGUAUACGUCCAGAGUGAGUAGCUGGGUGAGCAAACACAGCGAGGAGCUGGAUACGUUGGAUAGUGUUUGUGCGGAGACGUCGCGAGAUAGGGGAACGGGGCCGGGGUGUACGGCGCCGGUUGCGGUUUUUACUGGUGAAACUUUUGUUGGUGCUAGUUCUACUGGUGCUAGUUCUAUUGGUACUAUUUCUACUGGUACUAUUUCUACUGGUACUACUUCUACUGGUACUACUUCUACUGGUACUAGUACGAGUGCUGGUAGCGAAAGUGGAGGUGGAAGUAGCACUGCGAAGGCUACGGGGUCUAGUACUGGGGUGAUGACAUCAACGAAGACGGGGACAGGAAUGCCGGCGACGACGACGAUGGCUACUGUUCCCAGUUCGGUCACGAGUUCGCUCACCGGGUCGGCGACGACUGUUGCGGGGGUGACGAGCUCGCAGUCUGUGUCGGGGCCGCAACAAGCGGGUAGUGCGGCGAGGGUGACGGGUGUGAUGGUUGCUGUAAUGGUGGUGGCUGCAAUUUUGGCGGUUGUUGUUGCGCUGUGAAGAAACGAGACAGGAAUUUAUGACCAUGGAUUGGGGAAAGAAGACCACUGGAGAGUACGGCAUCCUGUUGUAUUAUUGGGCCAUACAUGGCGAGAAUAGUAAUUAAAUUGUUAGGUUUUCCUUAUAUAUAUACAAACUCUUUACGAC